GAUCGAUUAUGUGAUCACUGUCCGUGCGCCCCUGAUGGAGCCACGCAGGGCGCAGCUCUGUUGGUGACAGAUGAAGAUGUUCGUACCCCGCCCCCACGGUACCUUAUUUACACGUCCCCCCAGCCCUCUGCGAAACGGCAACAAACGCGCUCGUGAACGGUGGUGGUUCGAGCAGAGCGGCACGACGCGACCGCGCCUACCACGUUCAAACCGACCCAAACGGGACGCCCCUUUGCCCUCUUUUCCCUCGGUCUCCACCCGGCCCGCCGCUCACCGCUGCCAGCUUCUGCAGCUCGCACCGCUCCCGAGUCCGAGUCCAACAAGGCUUGAGCAGCCGACGCCACCCCGGUCGGUCGACCUCCCUCUCCCCACCGACACCGCGGGCCCGCACGCAGAGACCCCGCAUGUCACCGUCUACACUCGGUGACGGCGCGAGCAGGUUUCCAGCCGCGAGCCCCGCGACUGAUCUGAGCUCGUGCCUGGCUAGCUAGUAGAUGUCUCCGACCGUUGCCUUUAAGCUCGCACGCGAACCGUCCCACACUCUGCGCAAGCCACUGCCGCUGCCGCUGCCGCCGCCGCCGCCGCCUUCAGUCUCCGUCUCCACCGGUGCCCUCGUCUCCCAGCCGCUGCCGCCGCCGCCGCCGCCCCGUGAGAGCCGGCGCAGCAAUCCGGUUGCUUGGGGACGCAGCGAGGAUGGGCAGCACCAGCGCGUUCGUCAUCAGGUGGAUCAACUUCUUCACCAUGGUCAGUCUCAGCCCGGCCCACCUCCAUCCUUCCUUGCUCUCCCUUCUCCCUUCUCCAAUCGGAGGAGCCGUCCUGCUUUCGUUCGGCCUCGCUCGAGGCUGAUUCUCGAUUCCUGCUGUCCCGGCGGCUGAUUGCUGUUUGCUGAAAUACUGGCGCUACUGGUGGUGGGCUUCGGGUUCUGGAUGAGCACCCACGACGACGAGUGCAGGCGGACCUUGACCGUCCCCGUCAUCGCCCUCGGUGGAGUGAUCUUCCUCAUAUCGCUCGUCGGAUUCCUUGGUGCCUGGAAGAACAUCUCCUGCUUGCUCUGGACAUAUCUGAUCAUGCUGUUCGUGGUCUUGGUGGCAAUCAUGGUGUUCACGGUGCUCGCGUUUAUCAUAACAAACUCCGGAAGUGGCCAUACUGUUCCUGGGGCUAGGUAUAAAGAGUACCGUCUCCAGGACUACAGCUCCUGGUUUGUCAAACAGCUCGAUGACACGGAGAAAUGGGCUCGCCUGAAAAGCUGCCUGGUGAAGACAGAUGACUGCAAUAGCCUGUCGAGAAGAUACAAGACCGCGAGAGAAUACAAGCUCGCGGACCUCACUCCCAUGGAGUCGGGUUGCUGCCGCCCGCCAGCAGAGUGCGGGUUCCCAGCUCUGAACGCGUCCUAUUUCGAUCUGAGCUAUCACCCGGCGAGCGCCAACGCCGACUGCAAACUGUACAGGAACGCGCGCUCUGUCCGGUGCUACGACUGCAGCUCUUGCAAAGCUGGUGUCGCGCAGUACAUGAAGACGGAGUGGCGAGUGGUGGCUAUCUUCAACGUGAUAUUGUUCGUCAUCCUGUCGUUCGUGUACUUCGUUGGCUGCUGCGCGCGGCGAAACGCUGGAGGAGGCGACGCGAAAGGCCGUGGCAGGUGACGGGAUCACUUCUUCGAGGUGAAGUGAAGCGCUUGGCCAUCCUAUGUGGAGUUAGUUAAGCUUAGUAUCAACACCCCCCCUGUAAAAUUGUUCCAUCAAAUAUUCAAAGUUCCUUUGAUGAAGUACCAGGACCUGUCGCUGCCUAGUAAUACUCUGUUGCAAAUGUGGGCUGUGUUUCUUGGUGGUAAAAGGGAAUGUCAUUUCGCUCA
Molecule: messenger RNA, 1849 nt
Organism: Zea mays
Lineage: Eukaryota; Viridiplantae; Streptophyta; Magnoliopsida; Poales; Poaceae
Exons: 11
Coding region: 927-1640 (237 amino acids)
Biological process (GO): auxin-activated signaling pathway
Cellular component (GO): membrane
Source: RefSeq, a predicted model, not a curated record